GACGUAAGGUCGCGCUGGGGUUGGGACCUUUGACACGAGGCCGGUCUGGGCCUGGCGCGUGGUGGGACGUUGUCGGUCUCCGGGAGUGGGCUGUCUCCUUGGAAACGUUCUUCAGAGCUGUGAAAGAUGGGGAAAGCUCGGAAAAAGAAGAUUUCUUCUGAUAACAUACGAAAUAGAAAAUCUACAAGAGACAUUAAGACAAAUCCGUUUGAGGUGAAAAUUAACAAGCAGAAGUUUAAUAUACUUGGCCGGAAAACAAAGCAUGACCGUGGGUUACCUGGAGUAUCUCGAUCUAAAUCUAUUAAAAGGCGUACAGAAACUUUGCUGAAAGAAUAUCAGGACAAGGGGAAGGCCAAUAAAUUUCUUGACAAACGAUUUGGUGAAUAUGAUACUACGUUAACUCCAGAUGAAAAGAUGACAAAGAGGUUCUCCUUGGAGCAGCAGCGGCAGCACACAAAGAAGAACAUAUACAACCUGAAUGAAGAUGAAGAUCUCACCCAUUACGGGCAAUCCCUGGCGGACAUUGAGAAGUUUAAUGACGUGCCAGACAGUGAUGAUGAAAUGGAGGAAAAGGGCCUUCUGUCAGCUGAGUUCACUGCGGCUGCACACUUUGGCGGUGGUGGGCUGUUGCAGAAGAAGACAGCAUCUAAGCAGCAGGGUGAGGAGGAGGAACCAACACCCAAGUCCCGGAAAGAGUUAAUUGAUGAGCUUAUUGCUAAAUCUAAGAAGGAGAAGUAUGAGCGGCAGGUGCAGCGAGACAAGGCACAGGAACUGACUGAGAAGCUGGACAAAGAUUGGAAGGAAGUCCAUUCCUUGUUGGCUCAUAAAGCUCCCAAAAAGGAGCGCGAGGAGGAGAAACCCAAGGCUGGGGAUUAUGACAUAAUUGUACGUGAGCUGUUCUUUGACAUGAAGGCACAGCCCUCUGACAGACUGAAAACCAAGGAAGAGUUGGUGAAGGAGGAGCAAGAACGCCUACAGAAACUUGAGGCAGAGAGAAUGCGUCGGAUGCGUGGAGAAUUUGUCGAGAAAGGCAACAACAAAUCGAAACACAUGUCUGCAGAUGAUUUGCAUGAUGGCUUCAUCCUGGAGAAGAUUGAUAAUCCUUGCCUUGUUUACAAGGAAGGAAAGCUGGAGGAUUUUGAGGAGGAAGAAAAGAAACUGGCAAGUGAAAAUGAAGAGGAAAAUGGGGAAGGUGAAGAGAGUGAUGAGGAUGACGAUGGGGAAGAGAACCAAAGUGAAGAGAGUGAUGAAGACAGUCAUUCUGAUGUAGAAGAUGAUAGCCAUUCAGAUUUAGGCUCCGAUGUCGAAAGUGAGAAGGACAGUCUUGCGGCUGAUGAAAAACCAGCUCAGUCCACUUUGACUAAAGAGAGUGCACCAAAUGAAGAAGCAAGAAAAGCUAUGAUGGAAGCAGCCAAGACUGAGCUACCUUUCACUUUUCCUGUCCCUGAGUCAUAUGCUGACCUGAAGUCCCUGCUAACGGGGCAUGUAUCAGAGGAACAGUGUCUAAUAGUGGAACGCAUUCAGAAGUGUAACCACCCAAGUCUUGCAGCAGGAAACAAAGCCAAGUUAGAGAAGCUAUUUGGUUUCCUGUGGGAAUAUAUUGGGGAACUGGCAACCAGGCAGCCAGCAGAACUGAAGACAAUUGACAAGAUAAUGCCCGAGUUAUAUGAACUGUCACAAUUAUUCCCUGAAGCUGCUUGCAGCUGUGUUCAAUCAACCCUUCGACAAAGUAUGCAGGAACUAGAAAACCAGCUGCAAGUCAAAGGUCGGGCUUCAUUUCCUGGAUUAGAUAAGCUGCUUUACAUAAAGAUUGCAGGAGCUCUGUUCCCCACCUCUGAUUUCCGACACGUAGUGGUGACCCCUGCGCUGGUGUACAUGAGUCAGAUAGUCACCAAGUGCUCUGUCGCCUUACUGCGAGAUGUUGCUGCUGGACUGUUUGUGUGCUGCCUCUUCCUGGAUUAUGUUUCACUCUCAAAGAGGCUGAUUCCUGAGGUUAUCAACUUCCUUGUGGGAAUUCUUCACAUGGCAGUACCUAACAAAAGCACCUUGGGGUACACUCUGGUGCCACCUUUUAAACCAUCUGCAAAAUCCUCUGACCUGAUGGUGGUGAAAGAUAAAAUGGCUGCCAAAUCAUGGGAAAUGAAGCCUUUGCCAAUUACCCAGAUACAGAGGGUGGAACAGCAGGAUGAAUCACAAACAGUGAACUUCAAGUUCUCCUGCAUAGCCUUGUGUCUUAACCUGUGCAAGCGAUGUGCCUCCUUGUAUAGGUCAUUACCUUCAUUUCGGGAAAUAAUUAAUCCACUGGAAAUGCUUCUUACCUCACAUCUACCUGUGAGUGAUUACCCAGCUCAGCUCCAGGAGUUAUAUCACAAGGUCCUAACGGAAGUGCAAGAGAGGCCAGCAUCCUAUACGCCACUUGAGUUUGAAAAGAAGAAACCAGUCCCUUUAAAGCUGUUCACACCCAAAAUAGUGGAAGUCUCAGAUUACGGGCGAAAACGAGGUGGUACCCGGCAAGAGAAAGAGCGAAUGAGGCUCAUCCAUAAGCACAAGCGGGAAUUUAAAGGAGCUGUUCGAGAAAUCCGCAAAGAUGCACAGUUUCUGGCCCGACAGAAGUUAUCAGAUAUUAUGGAAAGAGAUGCAGAAAGGAAGAGGAAGGUGAAGGUGCUGUUCCAUAAUCUAGCGACUCAGGAAGGUGAAUGGAAAGUCAUGAAGAAAAAGAAGAGGAAAUUAUGAUUUCCUUAGUGUUUCACUGCAGAGAAUGCCACUGUCUCUAACCAAGGAGGUGCUGCUACUUGGAUGAAUGCUGGACAUGAGAAAUGUCUCAGAAUCAAAAGUAAACAUUUCCACUAUGGAGAUCUGUGGAAUUGAAUUUGGCAAAGUCAUUAGCCAAAUUUACACCAGUCCACCCUCCUCCAUGAUGGGCCAUGAUAGUUUAUUGCAAACAUUAACACAUUUUGGCCAAUAGCCAGUUAAUGACUCACUCCAGGAGUGAAUAUUACAUAGUCUGAUUCCCAGCAAUUCACUCUCUUAACCUUGAAAUAUCUCUCAGCACAGCACCUAGUGACUGCGCUAAAGUUACUGUUGUAGGUGGGUUUUAUAUCUGAUGGAAGUACAUGUAAUUUUAAAAGUGUACAAAUGUUGAAAAUCUUGAAUAAAGACAGCAAGUACGCAAAUCAGCAAACAGCUCAGACAGCA
This is a messenger RNA of Chiloscyllium plagiosum (whitespotted bambooshark), 3195 nucleotides long. It is a transcript of the gene nop14, whose product is annotated as NOP14 nucleolar protein homolog (yeast). Gene Ontology annotation, biological process: maturation of SSU-rRNA. The record is from RefSeq and is a predicted model, not a curated record. Gene Ontology annotation, cellular component: Noc4p-Nop14p complex; small-subunit processome; nucleolus. Lineage: Eukaryota; Metazoa; Chordata; Chondrichthyes; Orectolobiformes; Hemiscylliidae.